Sander lucioperca (pikeperch) is the source of this 1105-nucleotide messenger RNA. It is a transcript of the gene cbr1, whose product is annotated as carbonyl reductase 1. The record is from RefSeq and is a predicted model, not a curated record. The transcript has 7 exons. Lineage: Eukaryota; Metazoa; Chordata; Actinopteri; Perciformes; Percidae. Gene Ontology annotation, molecular function: carbonyl reductase (NADPH) activity. The coding region runs from base 117 to 944 and encodes 275 amino acids.
CAAACCUUCAGCUUUCCUCCCUUUUUUUGUGUCCCAGUUUUCUGUACAACACUCCCACUUUUCUCUGCAGCUUCGCCGUCGCAGGUUCACUCAACUCUACAAGUCCAGCUUAAAACAUGUCUACCAAGGUGGCCAUUGUAACGGGCAGCAACAAGGGCAUCGGGCUGGCCAUCGUCCGAGCUCUCUGCAAAGACUACAAAGGAGACGUUUACCUGACCGCCAGAGAUGUCGGCCGUGGUCAGGAAGCAGUGCAGACUCUGGCCUCAGACGGACUGACGGCCAUGUUUCACCAGCUGGACAUCAACGACAUAAACAGCAUCACGGCCGCCGCUGCUUACUUUAAAGAGAAGUAUGGAGGAGUCGACGUCCUCGUCAAUAAUGCCGGGAUAGCAUUCAAAGAGGCAGACACGGCUCCAUUUGCAGUCCAGGCAGAGGUGACCCUCAAGACCAACUUCUUCGCCACCAGAGACAUGUUGACUCACUUCAUGCCGCUCAUUAAAGCUGGAGGUCGUGUGGUGAACGUCUCCAGCUUCGUCGGCUCCCGCACUUUGAACAAGUGCAGCGCGGCGCUCCAGCAGCGUUUCCGCAGCGAGGACAUCACAGAGGAGGAGCUGGUGGGGCUGAUGCAGCAGUUUGUUGACCUGGCCAAGAAGGGCGAGCACCAGAAGGGCGGCUGGCCUGACACGGCGUAUGGAACAUCCAAGACUGGACUUACGACCCUGUCCAUGAUCCUGGCUCGUCGUCUGUCCAAGGAGAGACCGAAUGACGGGAUCUUGCUGAACGCCUGCUGUCCAGGCUGGGUGCGCACUGACAUGGCUGGUCCGAAAGCCCCCAAGUCACCAGAGGAGGGCGCUAUCACUCCGGUCUACCUGGCCCUGCUGCCGCCCGGAGCCACGGACCCUCACGGAAAGUUUGUCUCUGAUAAAGAAGUUCAGCCGUGGUGAAAGGGUUAAAAAGGACCUCUGUGUGUGUGUGUAUGUGUGUGUGUGUGUGUGUGUGUGUGUGUGUGUGUGUGUGUGUGUGUAAAUCAAAGAGUGUCAGUGUUUCCACUUUAGCACUAAAUUGCCCAAAACUUCCAUACAAAAUAUAUUUCUUUUCCAAAAAA